AUGGCCACUAUAUACAUCCAUCCAGGUUUCAUACAAUCGCUUCAUAAGCCAACGAAAGCGAUGACCGGCCUUAUCACUUCGAUAUACUACCUUGGCACGUGGCUCAGCUAUCUUUUCGUGUCACAUCCGCUCGCUGAUCGGUUUGGGAGGAGAGUAGCUGCAGCGACUGGCGUUUUGAUAACGGCAGUCGGCGCUGCUAUCCAAACAGCUUCAAAAGGACAUGGCGGUGUAGCAAUGAUGAUAGCUGGCCGUAUAGUAUGCGGCGUUGGGCUUGCCAUUGUGUCUACGUCGGUUCCACUGUACCAGAGUGAGAUUUCGCCCGCGAAACAUCGAGGACGUUACGUUGUCAUCAAUCAUGUUGGUCUCGUCGCCGGCCUGGCCAUCGCUUUCUGGGUUGGCUAUGGUAUCAGCCACUGGGAAUCGGCACGUGGAACUUACUAUGGGUGGCGUGUCUCAAUGGCGCUGCAGUUCAUACCAGAAGCUGUAUUCCUCUUUGGAGUAUUCUUGUGUCCUGAGACUCCUAGAUGGCUUGUAGAAAGCGGACGUAUUGAUGCUGCUAAAAGAAGCCUUGCAUGGCUGCGGGCAUUAAGUCCCACUGAUCAGCGUGUCGUUGUCGAACUCGAGGAGAUCGAACAAGACGUACAGAACCGGCGAAGCGCCACCGAGCAAGGGUGGACUGUACUCUUUACCAAUCGACCUCUAUUUAAUCGACUAUGGAGGGCAGCACUACUACAAUUCAUGGCGCAGAUGUGUGGAAACACCUCCAUGAAGUACUAUCUGCCGUCAAUCUUCAUGAGCCUCGGUAUCGAGCGCAAGUUGACCCUCAUGAUUGGUGGCAUCGAGAGCACUUUGAAGAUUGGGUGCACAGUAAUCGAUACUUGGCUCGUCGAUAGAUAUGGUCGGAGACUGACACUAGUUGCAUCUUGCCUCGUUAUGAGCUUUGCUCUAUUGUUAAACGGUGCAUUGCCACAGGCAUACCCAAACAACAUCAAUCACGCGGCUGACUAUGUGUGUAUAUUGUUUAUCUUCAUCUACACUUUCGGUUACUCUAUAGGCUUCGGUCCGGCUGCUUGGGUAUAUGGUUCUGAAAUAUUUCCAACCAACUUUAGAGCUCGCGGGCUGAAUAUCGCUGCUUCCGGCAGUUCUAUUGGUUCAAUCAUAUCGUCCCAGACUUGGCCUAUCGGUAUGAGUAAAAUUGGUUCUAAGACGCACUUCAUCUUUAUGAGCACAAAUCUAGUUUCUGCAAUCAUCAUUUGGCUCUUGUAUCCCGAGACUAGCCAGCGUAGCCUCGAAGACAUGGAGUCGCUCUUCAACAAGGAUUAUCAAUCCCGUCAUAGUCUCGAAGUCGAGCAUGAUACGUAUCAUGAUCACGAUGAGGAGGGCGCAACAUCUCCGGUGAUAAAGGCAACAUCGACCUGA
This is a messenger RNA of Didymosphaeria variabile, 1419 nucleotides long. RefSeq lists its product as uncharacterized. The coding region runs from base 1 to 1419 and encodes 472 amino acids. Gene Ontology annotation, biological process: carbohydrate transport; transmembrane transport. The transcript has 6 exons. Gene Ontology annotation, molecular function: carbohydrate:proton symporter activity. The record is from RefSeq and is a predicted model, not a curated record. Gene Ontology annotation, cellular component: membrane. NCBI's taxonomy places the organism in Eukaryota, Fungi, Ascomycota, Dothideomycetes, Pleosporales, Didymosphaeriaceae.